AUGACUUCUUCAAAAAGGUUUCUAUACAGAAAAUUACAUCUCAAGGGAAAGGACAAGACUCAAAUACAGAAAGACGAAGAACUCCUUAAGAAUAGUUUAAAUCGUAUGUACAGAAGCUCAACCGUCAAAAACUUUUUAGAUUUGAUUAAAAGGUCAAAACGAUUUAAGGAAUUAUAUCCAGACCACCAUACAAUAUUGUCUAGUAGUCUAGUACAGUUGGAGCAUCUAUAUUUAAUGUGGUGCCAAAUUCCUGGGAAUGAUUAUCUGAUUUAUGAGACGUGGAUAGAUAGUUUUCAGACUUUGAACUGUAGCUCUUGUGGAGGGCAACAGGAAGAAAUACAAAAAACUGGUACAAAUUCUGGAUUUACCAUGAGAGACCUACAGCGUUUGGACAAGUUAAUAAUGUACAUAAACAACAAAAUACAUUACAACAGCAAUAUCAAGCAAUUUGAAAACAAUAUGGCACAAUCUAAGCACAACCUGAAAUUACAGCAAGAGAACGAAGUACAAUCGGUUAAUAAUGAGGCACAAAUGAAGCACAACGAAGAACAAAAGAUUGCCAACAUAAACCAAGGGAAAGACUUAGAGAGAAAACUUCAAGCCCAUCGAGCUGCAAUGAGAGAGAGUCUAAACAUAGUUUGUGAUACUCUUGAAGUGUUAUUCGAAGAAUAUGUCAUGCUAUAUACAACAUUUCAAUAUCCCACAGGUACACCGCCACCAUAUACGUAG
[Candida] anglica is the source of this 729-nucleotide messenger RNA. NCBI's taxonomy places the organism in Eukaryota, Fungi, Ascomycota, Pichiomycetes, Serinales, Debaryomycetaceae. The record is from the annotation of a GenBank genome assembly.